Messenger RNA from Maniola jurtina (meadow brown), 1855 nucleotides. RefSeq lists its product as uncharacterized. The transcript has 6 exons. Gene Ontology annotation, cellular component: membrane. The record is from RefSeq and is a predicted model, not a curated record. Gene Ontology annotation, molecular function: phosphatidylinositol bisphosphate binding. Lineage: Eukaryota; Metazoa; Arthropoda; Insecta; Lepidoptera; Nymphalidae. Bases 41 to 1045 code for a protein of 334 amino acids.
AGUUGUGAGGUGACGUGAGGCGCAGACGCAGAGUCCGUGAAUGUGUUUAAGGAUGUCUCCGGCAGCGUCGUUUGGUGAACGAUGGGCCCGCGACAACCUGGACCGAGAGGCUUCAAUGGAAGAAAUUCAGACCCUCAACUUAUUCCCUGCCACCUGCGGGGGUGAUGUGGCAGAAGCCGCCAAGAGAGCCAGGAAGUAUUACGCAGCGCGAGGUUCAAGCGGUUUGACGGAGUUGUGGCAUAAGAGUUAUCCGGACGAUGAAGAUAUUUUGUCUAGCUGUCAAGAUGCUUACAUAGUACCACUACGUUCGAGAAGCGUGGGUGGACGGCGCAUGACACUGGUCCGCCUUCCAGCGCCCACGGCGUUAGACCGGCCUCUGUGUGCGAGAGCCUUCCUCUCUAGAUGGCUCAUGAUAUUGGAUAUAAGAUUACGUGAAGACCCAACGCCCGGUGAAGAAGUUGUCUUCAUAGAUGUUUGCGACUUACAACCUUCUCAUCUUAAGAACCACUUUAGAGGCUCCUACUGGAAAGACUUCGUAUGGUGUAUGAAGUCAGUCUACCCAGUCCGGUUCUCAGAAGUGCACAUAAUCAACACACACCGCCUGAAGACCAUGUCACUGCUUCUCUUGCACAUCGGCCUGUAUCCAUGGCGACGCAAGAUCGUGCACCUGCAUACCAACGGAGAGCAGAUCAACAAUGCUAUGGCGGUCGACCACUUCCCUAUCGAGGGCCUGCCGUAUGAGUACGGUGGGAAAGCUGGGGCUAUGAAGGAUCUCAAUGAUGAAUGGACAAAGAAACUCUUACUCAACUCAAAAUGGCUGCAGAUGGAAAACCGGAAGUUCUACCAAACAGAACUGAUACCACAGAUCAAGCAACGCACGCGACACAAGAGCGCUGUACGGAACCUCUACAACACAAACGGGUCUUACGACAUGCUCCCACGCACAAACUCUUGCAGGUCCCUUUAUAAGAAAGAGGAUCCAGAAGAAGGGGCCCACGGUGCUUAUAGGACUUUGAAAGUUACAGAUAGACAUUUCUAUGUGUGAGCGUCUAAUUGACAGUUGUACAUUCUUUGACCAAUGUCCAUUGGCAAGUAACUUCGCAAUUUCUUGCAUUUUUGCAUUGUGUGAAUACUUACAGCUAACCCAACUUCUGCAAGUUUUGUAUAUCUUGCAGAGAUUGAUAUUGACAUGACAAUAGGUAACAGCGAUUUCUGCAAGAAAACUUGCCAGUGAAUAUGGGAUAGGCCCUUUGGCUGCCUUCAAAUUGAAGCACUGUUAGCGUCAGGUAAAAACGCUUCUGGAUUCUGGAUGACAGUGGGGGAACACAAACUAGGACUUUAAGUCCGUGGGUGGGGAAGAUGGCUGUGUCUAUGAAUAUGGUUGACUGUACCUAGUCUCAUUAUUAAGACUCUCAUACAUCCCCCUGACUAAACAGUUGACCAUAUUCUUAGUUCGCUGAUGUACCAGUACAUGACGGCAGAAAUAAAUAAUAAGUCACCCACUGAGCAGGUUCUUCAUAUUUGAAAAAUGAUAAAAAGUGCAUACAUAGCAUCAAAUUGAAGACAGCCUUUGAUACUCGUAAAUAUUAUAAGAACGCCUGAAGUUCCUAAAAUCCUAACCAGUGAUGUUUUGUACAUUUUGUAGUAAAAUGAUGUGUUCAAAUAAUCUUGUGUUCAAUCUCAUAAAUAUAAAUUUAUUUUCUUAAAGGUUUCUAACAUACAGAACUACUCUGUUCCAUACGUAUAUUGUCUAAUAAUUCCUUUGAUCAUUGUAGUACAGGAUCGAAGCCUUGAUUAUUCUGUCUAUCUUGUCAUCUUCUUCAUUGUAUACUUUGUUCUGUUUUUAUUGUUGAAA